This is a messenger RNA of Arvicanthis niloticus (Nile rat), 2587 nucleotides long. RefSeq lists its product as uncharacterized. The record is from RefSeq and is a predicted model, not a curated record. Gene Ontology annotation, molecular function: DNA-binding transcription factor activity, RNA polymerase II-specific. Lineage: Eukaryota; Metazoa; Chordata; Mammalia; Rodentia; Muridae. Gene Ontology annotation, biological process: regulation of transcription by RNA polymerase II; negative regulation of circadian rhythm; negative regulation of DNA-templated transcription. Gene Ontology annotation, cellular component: CLOCK-BMAL transcription complex.
ACUUGACUUCAAGUGAGUGGAGAGAAUCCACCUUUAACCGACUGAAAAAAAUGGAGAGGAAUACACAAAAAAUGAGGAGUGGUGCCUCUAAUCCAUGCCAGAGGAUAACCCAUGAAGAUCUUUGCAAUUUGCUGAAGAGACUUCAGAAACUGAUGAAUAGACUUGGAUAUGGAUCAUCUAGAAAGAGACCCAGAGAACAGCCUGCUAUUGCCUCUCUGUCUUCUCAAAGAGGAAUGCUCAAUGUACAAACAAAUUAUGAACAAAACACAGUUCCUGUUUUUAAUACCUAUGAAGAAUACCAUAAGACGGUUCUUCAGUCAUUUGAAAAUAUUUCAAUUGUACUGAACAUAGAAGGAAAAGUUGUUUUUGUAUCCCAGAAUGUGACACCUCUUCUUGGCUAUCUUCCAGAAGAUAUAAUUGGGACGAGCCUAUUAAAUCUUGUUCAUGAUGAACAAAAGGAUGACAUAUCUGAGAAGAUCAUUCUAAAUCUUCCAUUGGCAAAUAUAGUGGGAAGGCUAAUCGAAUUUUGCUGUUAUAUAAGAAAAGGAAAUGUAGGUCAGAGUGGCCAGGACACAUAUUGUUACAGGACCAUGUACCAAGGGAGAUAUAUAUAUGAGUACGUGAAAUUCAUCUUGUACCUACAGGAUUCUUAUGAUGAGUCAUUUGUAUUUUUUGGAAACUUCGGUCCUAAUAGCAGAAAGAUUUGGUCUUCUGCUCCAAGGCUGUUAUGGGAGGAAAAGUACUAUGUUGUGGGAAACAUUUCUGUUCUACGUACGCCGGAUGAGACAGCACAACCAGUUAACAUUCAAACAAAUGCUGUAGAUGAUGAUUCUGAUGAUGACAGUACUUUACAACACCAUAGGCUUCGAAAACGCCACCGUAGGAACAAAAUGCAAACAGAUGCUCAGGCUGAAGCUGUGAAUGUGGAGGAAUGUCCUGAAGCAGGCACAGAAGUUGAGAUUGUAGAAGUUCAAGCAGCCACUCAGCGAAUGCCAUUUGACUUAAUUCAGGUCCUGACACCCUCUCACUCAAGCAUAACCCCAGAAUUAAGUGCAGCCACAAGCAUAAGUGCUGGCAUGAGGACAAGCACAAGUUCUUCAUCUACAGAUAUUUCAUCAACAACACCAGUAUCAACCUCUACAUCUAGACAGGGGUAUGAGAUAGAUCCAAAAUAUAUGCUAGAGCCCCAAGACAGAGAAUUUGAAGUAGGUCCAGAGUUCCUCCUAAAUGACAGCCAAGACACAGAGGCCACUCCAGAACAAGGAGAAUGCACUGAAGAGGAUGUGAAGAAACCCUUGGUAGAGGCAAAGCUAUCCAAUCCUAAGGAACAUGUAAUUGAUGAAUAUUCUGCAUGUCAUGAUGCUUCUUCAGAUGAUGAUUUCUGUAUAAUAACAGAAGAUACUGAACACAAGAAAGACCCUAAGUUUCAAGAAGUCGUUGUGGGUCAAGAACAAGGACAUCAGAAGCCAAAGAGAACAUAUCAAUACCAUCAUCCACUUUUUGGGGAAAAGUUUGCCCAACUCUGUGGCCCACGAGUGAAGAUGACAGAGGUCUAUGAUUUGAAUAUAAGUAGAUCCUUCUAUGGUGAACAACCUUCUUACCCAGAUAUUGAAGAGGAGCAUAGGGAACAAGAACAAUGUGAAUAUGAAUUCUCCCAGUGUACUGGAAUGCUUCGAAACUUAAAAUAUGAACGGCCUGGGCAGCAACAUACUGGGCAAGGACAAGGACCUCGUGUAUAUCAUCCAGGAGAACAGGUGGUGACUGUUAUAGAUGACAUGGGGUCACCCACCAUGGAAUUUUUUGGAAAUGACAAUUCUCAGCAUUCACGAAAUGAGACACAUAGAUGUUGGGAGGAUCCUAUUGAUUGUGCCCCUCCGCCUCUGCAUCAUUCAUCAAGAUCAUUCCAAGAAAUGACUGGAUCACAUCAAACAUUGGCAGCCUCAUUUCAAGCAUCAUUACUGUCAUGUCAAGCAUCAUUAGUGUCAUGUCCAGCAUCUUUACCAUCAUGUUCAGCAUCUGCACCAUCAUGUAUAGUACCUGUACCGAUACAUAAAGAAUCUGUACCAAUAUGUCAAGUUUCUGCACCAAUAAGUGUAGCAUAUGCACCAAUAAUCCAAGUGUAUGCAUCAACAUGUCAACCAUCUGCACAGUUAUGUCAAGCAUUGGCAGCUUCACGUCAGGCAUCUGGACUGUUAUGUCAAACAUCUGUAGUGACACAUCAAGUAUCUGCACCUCGAUGUCAAUCAUUGGCAGUGUCACAUCAAGCAUCUGCACCAUCACGUCAAGCAUCAGUGGUGUCACAACAAGUAUUGGCAGAAUCAUAUCACCAAUCAGCAAUGUCACCUCAUGUUUCUUUUGACCACUGAAGAGAGAAAAUUCCACGCUUUCUGCCCCCUGGACAAGAUCACUCUGGUUCCAUUCAGGCUGAAUAGGACACUAAUCCUCACCCAUGAGCGGAAGAUGAGGCUGAAGACAGACCUCCACUGUCUGCAUGGCAAAGGGCCAUACAAAAUGGGAGAGUCCCUUGAUGGGAGAGGGUGGGUGGGUCAUACUGCUUUACUUGCAAAUUAAGUUUGUAGUUAUUCUU